Xenopus laevis (African clawed frog) is the source of this 3082-nucleotide messenger RNA. RefSeq names its product biglycan L homeolog (gene bgn.L). The transcript is spliced from 8 exons. The record is from RefSeq and is a predicted model, not a curated record. Bases 322 to 1428 code for a protein of 368 amino acids. NCBI's taxonomy places the organism in Eukaryota, Metazoa, Chordata, Amphibia, Anura, Pipidae.
AGCAAUCUGAGUAGUGGAGGCUCUGCUGUCUGCUAGGGAAUUACAUCCUUCAAGCUCACAUACAAGACCCUGCAGCAGGCAGCCCUGUUCUAGUCAGUACAAGGGGGGCGGUUAGGGUGGAUGCCUCCUUUUGUUACAGAAGAAAAGUCAGAAAAGUGAGGAGGAGAAGAAGAAACUGGAAGAUUUUGUUUAAAAAAGUGGAAAAAAAAAAACGUUCUGAACCAGAGACUGUGAUAUUAUAAACGGGACGCAAGUUUAUUGCCUGGAAGGAGCCUUUGUAUAUUGAAAGAGAAAAGAGAGAGAGAGAUAUCAACACCAACAAUGAAGGUAUUGCUUCUCUUAUGCUCCUGUAUCUUAGUCAUCCAUGCCCUGCCUUUUGAACAGAGAGGAUUCUGGGAUUUUUCCAUGGACGAUGGAAUGGCUAUGAUGAAAGAUGAGGAGGCCUCGGGAGUAGGUCCUAUACCUACUGAGAGUAUUCCAGAUGUUGGUUUGCCACCUAUGGAUUUAUGCCCAUUUGGGUGUCAAUGUCAUUUGCGUGUGGUGCAGUGCUCUGAUUUGGGUCUCACGUCUAUUCCCAAAAACCUUCCGAAAGACACCACUCUCUUGGAUCUACAGAACAACAAAAUCACGGAAAUCAAAAAGGACGACUUCAAGGGACUCACCAACCUGUAUGCUUUGGUUAUAGUCAACAACAAGAUAUCGAAAAUCAAUGAAAAGGCCUUUGAGCCCCUGCAGAAGAUGCAGAAACUGUACAUCUCUAAAAACAACCUCGAGGAAAUACCCAAAAACCUUCCCAAGUCUCUGGUGGAGCUGCGCAUUCACGAAAACAAAAUUAAGAAGGUCCCAAAGGGCGUCUUCAGUGGACUGAAGAACAUGAACUGUAUUGAAAUGGGAGGAAACCCUCUGGAAAAUGGAGGCAUUGAGGCUGGCGCAUUUGAUGGCUUGAAGCUGAACUACUUGCGUGUUUCCGAGGCAAAACUGUCCGGCAUCCCAAAAGGUCUUCCAAGCACCCUAAAUGAGCUUCACCUUGACAACAACAAGAUCCAGGCUAUUGAAAAGGAAGACCUUAGCCAGUAUGCUAGCCUGUACAGGCUGGGUUUAGGACACAACAACAUCCGCAUGAUAGAAAACGGCAGCUUAUCUUUUAUGCCUGUUCUGAGGGAGCUUCACUUGGACAACAACAAACUCUCUAAAGUGCCCCCAGGGCUGCCAGACAUGAAAUUACUGCAGGUUGUGUAUCUGCACUCCAACAACAUCACCCAGGUUGGCGUCAAUGACUUCUGCCCUAUAGGAUUCGGAGUGAAACGCGCCUACUACAACGGAAUUAGUCUAUUUAACAACCCCGUGCCCUACUGGGAAGUGCAGCCGGCCACAUUCCGCUGCGUCACCGACCGAUUGGCUAUCCAGUUUGGCAAUUACAGGAAGUAAAGAAGGUGGAACGAGAUGCAGGAACCCCCUUAUUGUAAGAGGCAUACGACAGACACGAAGAGAGCAGAAGAAUCAAAUUUGCAGAAAUUACCAAUUAUGUUUAACACAAGGGAGUGUAAGACCUAAAAACAAUUAUAACCCCCCCCCCAACACCCAACUGUAGGUAUCUGCCCUGAAUUGCCUGUCUUACCGUCUUCUGGCACCACUGUAUAUAGAACAUGGAAGGAUGUGCAGAUAGCACUACUCAUAUGACCACAAAUUGUGUAACCCCCACACUCGCACAAUGAUACGCUUUCUUUUUUAGAGACUAUGCAACUUGUAACAGAAAUAGCAGAUUUCUAGAUCCCCCCCUGUACUGUAGUGCAGAGCAUGGACAUGCUGGCCAUGGGGAUUAGAAGACUUUAGCUCAUUGUGUUGUGCUUGAAGCUUCCCCAUUACCUUUAAUAGGAUGCUUGUAGCACUCAUCAUUGGCCAAAUGAACUGCAAGCUUUUGGGUCUUAUACCCCCUUCCACUCCUUUUACAUGCCAUCCCUCACGUAGUCAGUACAUAGGCUUCUGCAGUCACACUAACAGCUCACAAGCACCCAGUCUAGCUCUCUGCUGGAGCUACCAUAUGUCUUUCUUUUUCACGCUCAGAUUUGGGGAGAUUAGUCGCCCGGGGUCAAACCUCCUCUUCUUCUCCCCAAACUGCCUCCCGCCAUCUAGAAUGUAAAUUGCCGGCGGGAUGGCACUCAGAGUUUUUCGUUUUCCCGAAAUCGGCUCAAGUUUCCUUGUGAGGCAACUUCGGAAAAAGACAUGCCAUCCCACCAGCGAUUUAUGGUCUAGCCGACGGGAGGUAGUUUAGGGAGAUUAGUCGCCCCGAAGAAGAGGAAAUUUGUCCCCUGGGCGACUAAUCUCCCCGAAUCUGAGCGUGUGCCCUGACCCUGAAUAUCAUUCCAAUUCUGUAGUCUCCAUAAUCCCUUUUAACCCCUUCAGUACUGUCUGAGACACAUUGCAGAGCAAUGGCUUGUUGACCCUCACAUCACCGGAUAGGUCUUGCCAGCAUAUCGGUUUCAUCAUAUUUAACCCCUUUAUUUAAGUUAUGAUGACCACUUUAGCUUUAGGAACGAUUAAGCAGCCUGGAAUAAUGGCAUAGCACUUUUUAUUUUUGUUCACAAAUUCAUGCAAUUUUUAUUUUUAAGUAGAAAAUUCCAAUUUCUCCUGCCUCAAGCAUCGCUGGGAAUAUGCUUGGUCGCAUUGCCACCUACAGGAGAAGAAAGGGCACUGCGUGGUUUAUAGGUGUCCAAAAAUGUUUUCUUUUAAAUAUAAAUUCCAUUAAUAGUCUAGAAAGCAGAGGGUGAUUCUACUGUAUGUGGUACAGUGGAAACCACACACACAACAGCAAGUCUUUUGGCAUUCCAUUUGAAAGAGCAAAGAUCAGAGACGGCAAGCUUAAAAGAAGACCGCAGCAUUUCUGUAGAUGCCAAAGAAACCCUCCCAUUUAUGCAGCUUUUGGGUAUAAAUGGAAAAGUGUAUUUUUAGGAAAGGUAGCAGUAAUUUCAGUUAUUGUAUAUCCAGUGUGAUGUGAGGAAGGAAUACUUACAAACUGUGCUGAGCAUUUUUUUUUUUUAGCAUCAAAUAAUGAAGCAUUAAAAUAUUGUCUUUUUCUCCCUUU